This is a messenger RNA of Penicillium soppii, 489 nucleotides long. RefSeq lists its product as uncharacterized. Lineage: Eukaryota; Fungi; Ascomycota; Eurotiomycetes; Eurotiales; Aspergillaceae. Bases 1 to 489 code for a protein of 162 amino acids. The record is from RefSeq and is a predicted model, not a curated record. The transcript has 2 exons.
AUGCUUCCUAGCGCUUUUCGGUCCUUGUUGGCCUCACGCGUCGCGUCACUAAAAGUGUUCCUACCGCGCGAUAUCUUCACGAUCGGGUCACAACGGAUUUCAUCACCCAUGAUGCGACAGGAACUUUGGUCGCCAAGAAGGUACCAGUCUUUUCUCUGUAACUCAGGAGAUACUUAUGUUGUAAUCGAUACAGGGGCUGGUGCUGCAAUCAGGGCUGCCAGCCCCUUUACACCAGCUUCUGCUAAUUCUGAGGAUAAAUGUAAACUUACGUUUUUCCAUGACUCAAACAGUUUGGCUUUGUUUGUCCUUAAUGCCAGAAUCAUCGAGUUUUCCCGCCUAUAUGUCCCAGCCCAAAAACCUCGCCAAACGGAGUCAAAUACAAGCCCUGCAACUUUGUUGAUAAGUGGCAAGAUGCACGAGAUAGUACUAGAUGGAACUCUCGAUGGUAGUGUGACGUCCCCUUUUUUGCCCCCUUCUUGCGGAUACUGA